UACUAGAAAAAUUGCUCCAUGCCAGUACCAUUCGAUCUAGAAAUUUUCAAAAAACUUUUUUGAUUUUGAUUGUUUUUUGUGAAUCAUCUGUAAUUUUGUUAUUCCUAUUAUUCUACAUUGUUGUUAAAGAAAUAACGUCGUCAAAUUCAAAAUGCCAAAUGAUUACAAAAAUAUGUUUACGGUUGGAUUGUCUUGUUUCAUAAUUCUCAUUGCAUUAGGUUUAUCUAGCUGUGAGUCUGAGCAUAAAAUACAGGGACAAAACGUAACCUUACACUUCCCAUACCCAUGUGACACCACAGACGUCACAUUACAGCAAUCAAAUAGACGUCCCUUUUACAGGUCUACAUCUGGGCCAGGCCUAAUUCUUUCGCAAUCUCAGGAGAAGAGAUUCAAAGUUUAUGAUAGAAAAAACAAUGAUGAUUGCUUUCUGGAUCUGAUAAUAAGUAAUCUAAUGGGAGAUGAUCAAGGCACAUACAUUUUGUUUGUAUACAAGGAUGGUGAGAUACUAGGGGGUAAGACACAGAGAAUUUAUUUGGAGGUAGACCAUCCCCCUGGUAAGGCUUCAUGUGUCGUGGGUGAUGAAAUGGAUGGCGACUGGGUCUCACUAGACUGUCAAGCCAAUGCAGGGAGUCUACCAGGGAAAAUUGUGUGUUACCAAAGUGGUGUGUGGAUGCCUACUUUGGCUGGCCCUACUGAAGCGGGAUAUUUAUUGAAACAGUCCAUCCUCAUUAGACAAUCGGUUCCAGUAUUUUGCUGCUCAUCCCUGAUUGAUGAAGUCAGAGAGAGGUGCGAAUGUAAAGACACUAACCACUAUCUGUCCGAUGGCGAAUGCCAUGACCCAUGUCCUACUCCCAGUCCUACCUUUCCUGAAACUACAACAGUGCUGAUUCCCUCCACUUUCACUAAGAGCAAUCAAAGUGAUCAAUAUACCUCUUUGGCACCCAGUCCUCCCAUUCAGAUGAAAGAAUCAAAAUGCAACCAACUUAAUUCAGAUUUGGCCAUUGUUUUUCUUGUCCUCAUGGUCAUUUCAUUGGUAGUAGUGGUCGUACUGGUCGUCUACAUACUGAAAACAAAGAACGAGUGUGAUAAAAAUACCAAUCAUACACCAAAAUCUGAUAAUGCUAAGCCACUUCUUGAUUUGCACGCAAAGACAAAUAAAGCAUUAAACACGUAAAACACAGAAAACCACUGCGAAGUUCAAUUCCUUUCACAACCAAAUGAGGAUUAUAGGACUAUAUAGAAAAGGCCCAGAAGGCUAGGUUGACUUUACAUAGCUUUCUCCCAUCCCCGUGCCCUAACUUAUCUAUACAGAAUUGUGAUCAUUAGAAUAUGUAAAUGACGAAGGGAAAAUAUAUAUGACAACUCAUACAAAAAAAUGUUUUAUCAUACCUUUUAUCAUAAUGAAUUGAAACAUGUUGUUUGGACGAAAUUUUAACUUCUUUUUAGCAGAUUGUCCAAAAAGGAAUUAUAUUACAUAUUCUCAUAUUUACAUGUGCAUAAACUAAUCUAGUCUUUCUAUCUCAUUCAUUUCCCUUCAUCAAAAAUCAAGAUAGUCGCGUAGUGUUCAUGAAAAAAAUAUGAAAUUUGACUUGCCGCCCCAAAAUAAAAUUAGUCAACAUUGGGUAGUUCUCUGUAAAUAGCCAAACUAGUAAUUGCUCUUCAAAAACUAAAAAGUGAAAAGAAACUAAUCUGAAUACUAGUUCUUUACAAUAAGUAGAAGAGAUACAGCAGUUAUUUUGAUACCUCUUUUCCUGGACUAUACUUGGAAGUUUUAACGAGACUGCAUAUCGUGGACAUGUCGUGCUUCAAUGAUCCACAAAUUUAAACCAUGUUGUUUCCUCAUUUUUCGAAGCUCUCUCCCUCUCUCUGAAUUUAUUUCAAUCACGUACUUGUAUGGGUGUGGGUUAUUGUUGAUGAAUUUUGACAUUUUAAAUAUCAUUUUAAACCUCACAAUGUGCCCUUUCAUGCUGAAAAAAUAGUCUCAAAGUUCAUUUUGGAUGGGAGCUCACAUGAAAUUAUGGUUGAAUUGUCUAGAACUAAAAUAUUUUACAGUGUAGGUAAUAUUUUGUGGAAAUCAAUUACCUAACAAUAACCCAUAAUGGAUGCAUAAAUAGGAGACCCUAACAAGUUGGAGCUUAAUUAAUUUUGAGCUUGUACAAACAUUUGUAAUACAUCAGUACCAGAGGCAAUUAUGUUUUCUUCGAAAUAUUGAAUGAAUGUUGGUUAAAGUGUACGGGAUUAAUAUCACUUGCCUUCAAGAUCUUUUUGAUAUAUUUUUUGUUUCUCCUUUUAGUUUAGCUUCUCCCAUAAUUUUGUGAUAGUUGCUGUUUUGAUUUUUUUUGUAUAUUCAAUAUUGUACCAUUUUGAUUUCUUGAUGUGUAAUGUAUUCUAUUUAUGUGUACAUAUUUUCAAUGGAUUUUACUUUUUAAACGCUACACAUAUUUGCGGCGUAUAUUCAGAGCAUUUUGUAAAAAAGGAAAUUCAAUAAAGGUGUACGAAAG
Messenger RNA from Lytechinus variegatus (green sea urchin), 2501 nucleotides. RefSeq lists its product as uncharacterized. NCBI's taxonomy places the organism in Eukaryota, Metazoa, Echinodermata, Echinoidea, Temnopleuroida, Toxopneustidae. Bases 152 to 1174 code for a protein of 340 amino acids. The transcript has a single exon. The record is from RefSeq and is a predicted model, not a curated record.